AUGGCCUCGCUCCUUCGCACGCUCGCCCCCUUCGUGGCGCUGCUGCCGGCCACCGCCCUCGCCGGCUCCAAGAGCUGCCCGGGCAACCUCCCGCUGUCGUGCCACAACAACACAGCCGUCGAGGACACGUGCUGCUUCAUCCCCGCGGGCCAGCUGCUGCAGACGCAGUUCUGGGACACGCAGCCCGCGACCGGGCCGGCGGACUCGUGGACCAUCCACGGCCUCUGGCCCGACAACUGCGACGGCUCGUACCCCAAGCAGUGCGACAGCUCGCGCGCCUACACCAACAUCAGCGACAUCCUGACGGCCAACGGCGCGGGCGCGACGCUCGACUACAUGCAGAAGUUCUGGAAGGACUACAAGGGCGACGACGAGACCUUCUGGGAGCACGAAUGGGGCAAGCACGGCACCUGCAUCAGCACGCUCGCCCCCUCGUGCUACGACGGCUACAAGCCGACCGAGGAGGCGGCCGCGUACUUCUCGCGCACCGUCGAGCUCUUCAAGUCCCUGCCGACGUACCAGUGGCUCGCUGACGCGGGCAUCACCCCCUCGGGCAGCAAGACGUACGCGCUCGACCAGAUCCAGAGCGUGCUGCAGGCCAAGCACGGCGCCAAGGUGACGCUCGGCUGCAAGGGCAAGGUGCUCAACGAGGUGUGGUACCACUACAACGUGCAGGGCUCGCUGCAGAGCGGCAAGUUUGUCGCCGCGGAGCCGGACGGCGCGAAGGGCAAGUGUCCCAGCAAGGUGCAGUACAAGGUCAAGAGCAACUCGACGUCGCAGCGCGGCUAUAGCUUUGCGGCGUGA
This is a messenger RNA of Purpureocillium lilacinum, 804 nucleotides long. Its product is annotated as ribonuclease T2-like. The record is from RefSeq and is a predicted model, not a curated record. Lineage: Eukaryota; Fungi; Ascomycota; Sordariomycetes; Hypocreales; Ophiocordycipitaceae. Gene Ontology annotation, cellular component: extracellular region. Gene Ontology annotation, molecular function: RNA binding; ribonuclease T2 activity. Gene Ontology annotation, biological process: RNA catabolic process.